UUUAAGAAACGCCUUCUAGAACUUAAAGCAAGGAGGGUUAAGGCGAUAGACUCAAAACGUCACAAGAACAAUACCUAUAACAAAGCUAUACACUUGUUUAAGGCGGUCAGAGAGGUAAUUCAGAGUCCUACUAUUCUGCCAGAAAGUUGCUACAAUAUAGACAAGACGGGAACAGGAGUUAUGCCUAGCAUGCUAGGCUCUAUCCAGAUCCUUGUAGGGAAAGACGAUAUACAACUCCAUAGAGGCGCAGGUGUUAAGCAGACAACGGUAACUGCUAUUAAGUGUGUCAGUGGUAACAGUAGGUCGUGUUAA
Messenger RNA from Lindgomyces ingoldianus, 312 nucleotides. RefSeq lists its product as uncharacterized. The record is from RefSeq and is a predicted model, not a curated record. Lineage: Eukaryota; Fungi; Ascomycota; Dothideomycetes; Pleosporales; Lindgomycetaceae. The transcript is spliced from 3 exons. The annotation marks the transcript as partial.